GUGGGAUCACAUGCAUUUGUCCGUAGUUUCACGUGGCGUGCUCCUCCUCGACUCUGCUCCCCACCCCACCCCAAACGUAUUUGCAUGCCAUUCCCCCCCUCCGACUCCGAUUGCAUCGACACCACACCUUGCUUGAAUCUGCACAUCACCUUCCGUGGAUAUAAACGAGAUGUCAAUUUCGAUGUGACCGAGGGAGAUGUGUUUGUGUGUGUGUGUGUUUUUCUUUUCAUUUUGGUUCUUGGCCGGCUCUUCAUCGCCCUUUUCCACUUGGUUUUUGUUGGCUCUGUUGUGUUUGUGCUUCCCUUUCCUCGCGACCGCGACUCGGAUCGGAUCUCUCUCCUGUGUAGAGCCAUGCUGUGCUGUGCUGGUAGUAGCAGCAGCAGUAGCAAUGAGUAGUCCAGUCCACAGCUCCAAGAACACGUGGCCGUCCUUUCCUUGCCUCUCCCUAUCGGUAUUCGGUAACGCAGGGGGAGGGCGCCACCGGCUUUAACCAUGGCCUGUCGCUUUUGCCUCGUCUGGUCGGCUGGUCCCUCUGCUCUAUCCCAUCCCCCUUGAGCAGGCUAUUCUUCACUGCUCGGGGAUUUGGAACAAAGGCCGUGGUUCGAAGCUGGUGUGUUCGUUCAAUUGUGCGGAAAGAAAGGCCAGUGUUAUGUGUGAAGUAGUGAAGGCUAGCAGGUAGGCUGGCUCUCGCCUCGCCGAGCGAUGGAUCUCGAGUUCGGUAGGGGCCUGAGGUCCCCAAAGAGAGACUCGUGGAAGACCACCUUGCUGCUGGCGUACCAGAGCCUGGGGGUGGUCUACGGCGACCUCAGCAUCUCUCCGCUGUACGUGUACAAGAGCACCUUCGCCGAGGACAUCCAGCAUUCGGAGACGAACGAGGAGAUCUUCGGCGUGCUCUCCUUCGUCUUCUGGACGCUCACCCUCAUCCCUCUCGUCAAGUAUGUCUCCGUUGUCCUGCGAGCUGACGACAAUGGCGAGGGAGGAACGUUUGCCCUCUACUCUCUGAUUUGCAGGCACGCCAAUGUGAGCCUCCUCCCGAACCGGCAGAUCGCCGAUGAGGAGCUUUCCACCUACAAGCUGGAAUGCCCUCCUGAAAUCACCGACAAGUCCCGCAUCAAGGUGUGGCUUGAGCGGCACAGGAAGCUGCGCGUCGCUCUGCUGGUCAUGGUUAUGAUCGGGACAUGCAUGGUUAUCGGGGACGGUGUUCUCACGCCAGCUAUAUCCGUGUUCUCGGCAGUUUCAGGCCUGGAGUUCUCGCUGUCCAAGGAUCACCGUGAAUAUGCUGUCAUUCCAAUAACCUGUGUCAUAUUAGCAUUCCUAUUUGCCCUCCAGCACUAUGGUACGCACCGGGUUGGAUUUCUGUUCGCCCCGAUAGUUCUAGCCUGGCUGUUCUGCAUGAGUGCUCUUGGCCUUUAUAAUAUCAUCCACUGGAAUCCUCAGAUCUACCAAGCUCUAAAUCCGUCUUACAUGUUCAAGUUCUUAAAAAAGACUAGAAAAUAUGGAUGGAUGUCACUUGGUGGAAUCUUGCUCUGCAUGACAGGAUCAGAAGCAAUGUUUGCAGAUCUUGGACAUUUCUCAUACAGUGCAAUCCAGCUUGCUUUCACUUGUCUAGUUUACCCCGCACUGAUUUUGGCAUACAUGGGUCAAGCUGCUUACUUAUCAAAACAUCAUGACUUUUACUCUAGCUCACAAGUUGGAUUUUACAUCGCAGUUCCAGAUAAGAUCAGAUGGCCAGUGCUUAUAUUGGCAAUUUUGGCUUCGGUGGUCGGAAGCCAAGCAAUCAUCAGCGGAACAUUCUCAAUCAUCAACCAGAGCCUGUCCCUGAGCUGCUUCCCUCGAGUGAAAGUUGUACACACAUCUGAGAAAAUUCAUGGCCAAAUAUACAUCCCCGAGAUCAAUUGGUUGCUUAUGAUCCUCUGCAUUGCUGUGACCGUUGGGUUUAGAGAUACAAAACACAUGGGAAAUGCAUCUGGUUUGGCUGUGAUCACAGUGAUGCUGGUGACCACGUUCCUGACAUCCUUGGUCAUCGUUCUCUGCUGGCACAGGCCACCGCUGCUGGCGUUGGCUUUCCUCCUGUUCUUUGGAUCCAUCGAGGCGCUUUACUUCUCCGCGUCCCUGAUCAAGUUCCUGGAAGGCGCGUGGCUCCCCAUCCUCCUGGCGCUCAUCCUGAUGGCCGUCAUGCUCAUCUGGCACUACACGACCAUCAAGAAGUACGAGUUCGACCUGCACAACAAGGUGACCCUGGAGUGGCUCCUCGCCCUCGGGGACAGGCUGGGCAUGGUCCGCGUCCCCGGCAUCGGCCUCGUGUACACAGACCUGACGUCGGGCGUCCCGGCCAACUUCUCCCGGUUCGUGACCAACCUCCCGGCGUUCCACCAGGUGCUGGUGUUCGUGUGCGUCAAGUCGGUGCCAGUGCCGUACGUAUUCCCGGCGGAGCGGUACCUCAUCGGGCGUGUCGGCCCGCCGGGCCACCGCUCGUACCGGUGCAUCGUGCGCUACGGCUACCGCGACGUGCACCAGGACGUGGACUCGUUCGAGACGGAGCUCGUGGAGACCCUGGCCACGUUCAUAACGCUGGACGCCUCGUACCGCUGCAGCGAGGCCAGCGAGCGGGAGCUGGAGCUGGAUCCCGGGGAGCAGGAGCGGCGGCUGACCGUGAUCGCGAGCAACCCGCUGCGGCGCCGCGCCAGCUACGACCUCCAGGACAGCGUGCAGCAUUCGGCAGCGUCCACCGUGGAGGUGCGCGCCACGGCCGCCGACAGCCUUAGCCCCAGGGACGCGGAGAUCAGCUCGGCGGCGGGGCCGAAGCAGGUGCGGUUCUUCAUCGACAGCCACGUGGUGAGCCCGGAGGCCGCGGAGAACAAGCAGGUUGCGGAUGAGCUGGAGGCGCUGGCGGCGGCCCGGGAGGCCGGCACUGCGUUCAUCCUGGGGCACUCGCACGUGCAGUGCAAGCCCGGGUCGUCGGUGCUCAAGCGGUUGGCGGUGGACGUCGGGUACAACUUCCUGCGGCGCAACUGCCGCGGCCCGGACGUCGCGCUGCGCGUGCCGCCGGCGUCACUGCUGGAGGUCGGCAUGGUGUACGUGCUUUGAUUGAGGCUGAGACGAUGCGACUUUUUCUUAUGAACAUCUGAUAUAGUAAUCACGACUGUUGUCAGUUUUCCCAGUAACAUAAUGAGGCCGUUCUGUAUAGCUUAGCUUGUUCGUACUUCUACAGCUGCAAUAUAUAGAGUCAAAAUACUGUAGAAUUAGUAGGAGUCGGUAACGAACUCUGUGUGCACGUCUGUGCGUGAGCGUGUGCGUUUCAGGCCCAGUUUGGUUUUGCUUUUGGACAGCAUCA
Messenger RNA from Zea mays, 3334 nucleotides. Its product is annotated as Potassium transporter 2. Gene Ontology annotation, molecular function: potassium ion transmembrane transporter activity. The coding region runs from base 703 to 3087 and encodes 794 amino acids. The transcript is spliced from 10 exons. The record is from RefSeq and is a predicted model, not a curated record. Gene Ontology annotation, cellular component: plasma membrane. Gene Ontology annotation, biological process: potassium ion transmembrane transport. Lineage: Eukaryota; Viridiplantae; Streptophyta; Magnoliopsida; Poales; Poaceae.